Messenger RNA from Suillus paluster, 1113 nucleotides. RefSeq lists its product as uncharacterized. The transcript is spliced from 3 exons. Lineage: Eukaryota; Fungi; Basidiomycota; Agaricomycetes; Boletales; Suillaceae. Bases 1 to 1113 code for a protein of 370 amino acids. The record is from RefSeq and is a predicted model, not a curated record.
AUGUCUUCCAAUCGCCCAUACCAAUCCAAAGUCCGAUUUGAAAUGCCAAUGGAAACUGACGAAUCUACCUUCACCAGUGAAGCUGACACGCUGGUCAAUGUCAGUUACCCUCAUGAGUUGAUCCUUCCAACUUCGGCAAUGCACUGUCCUAACUCCCGAUCAGGUUUUAAUUUAGGAUUCUCUAUGGCACCGCCACCACCAGCACCAAGAUUUUACUUCGGCAUAAACUUGCCCGCAGCGCCAUCUGCUGCACCUCCUACCUUGGGCAUUCCCAGCGCUGCAACAACCCAGCAACCAUUCAACCUGGGGUUCACACUUCCUCAGCCCACACCACCGCCGGCCCCCAAGCCAUUCAACAUGGGCUUCAAUCUUCUGGUCCAGUCCAAUGCUACACUGGCCCCCAAGCCAUUCAACAUGGGCUUCAAUCUUCUGGUCCAGUCCAAUGCUACGCCGCCGCCAACCACACCACCGCCAACCAUGCCGCCGCCAACCAUGCCACCGCCAACCACAAAGCCAUUCAACCUCGGCUUCAAUCUCCCAAUGGCAGUCCCUCAUGCCACCCCACCGGCAACAAGCUCUGACCUGUUGCCCGCUCAGGCAGACACCUCAAGGCAUUUUGGAUGUCAGCGGCCAACCCCCAUUGGGGACUGGCAGCCAGAGCUCAUUUGGGUGAUGCAACUUGCACUGCUUGUUGCCUCACCACCUGCUAUUGCAGAUGCAGCACCAGGACUGUCCACCGGCAGCAAUGUUGAACAUCCCACACUGAAAUCUUUGGUUGGCAAUGCCGAGCGGUCGGCAAUGGAUAUUGUGAAGCACCUUGGGGGUGAAGAAUUUGAUUGUCUCGCACAAAUGAUGGUUGGCAGCGCCUUAGGCGCAGAUGAUGAUGUCCAGGAUCCCAAGCCGGAUGAAGUCUUGGAGAGCAAUCGGAUGAUGCUCAUGGCAUUCUGUGAAAGCAGAGACCGGCUAACAAGGAUCUUCAAAGAUCUCAUUAGCCUACAUCACCUUGCACAGGUCCAUCAACGAGUUCUUCCUGCAGUGGAAUCCUUGUUGCAUGAAGUUGACCAGGCAGAGGCUCCAUCUGGCAAAGAAAUUGAGUCCGGCGAAGAAAUGUAG